AUGGGUGGUGGGCAAGCUGUUGCCGCCGACACGAUGCACGCGGCCGAGAACGGAAUCGCAUGCACACCCAUUGUCACGUUCUUGGGACCCAUUUCCUCCUAUACCCACCAGGCCGCUCUUCAGUCCUUUUCAGACGACAAGUAUGACUUGAGGCCUUCGACAAAUAUCGAUGAGGUCUUCGAGGUAGUGCAAAGAGGAGAGGCCGAUUUCGGCGUGGUCCCCUUUGAAAACUCCACCAACGGACCCGUCAUCUUCACCCUAGACAACCUCGCCAACCGCCUCCAGACCUGCCCCGACAUCACCGUCUGCGGCGAGGCCUACGUCGACGUGCACCACUUCCUCCUCGGACACCGGAACCCCGCCCUGCAGCUCGACGACGGCGGCGGCUCCGGCACCUGCACGCCCACCGCCGCGGACCCGAACCCGCUCAAGCCCCGGUCCAAGCCGCUCGGGAGCCUCAAGCACGUCACCCGGCUGUACUCGCACCCGCAAGCCUGGGGCCAGUGCUCCGUCUUCCUCUCCACCUACCUCAAGGGCGUCGAGACCAUCGACGUGAGCUCCACCAGCCGCGCGGCCGAGAUGGUCAAGGAGGACAAGACGGGGACCUCGGCCGCCAUCUCGAGCGAGAUCGCGGCCAAGGUCUACGGCGUCGACGUGCUCGCCAAGUCUAUCGAGGACCGCGAGGACAACACCACGCGCUUCUUCAUCAUCAAGAAGACGGGGCGGCCCGAGCUCAAGGUGCCUCGGCAGGGCCAGGGCGACGGCGAAAAGGUGCCCCGGUCGGAGACCAAGUCCCUCGUGUCCUUGACGGUCCCGCAUCACGAGCCCGGUGCUUUGGCCGACGUGCUGGACUGUUUCCGCAAGGCGAGGCUGAACCUCACGACCAUUAAUAGCCGGCCUAGCCUCAUCACGGCGUUUCAGUACCUCUUCUUCAUCGAGAUAGAAGGCCACUAUGACCUCGAUGCCGAGGUGAGGGAUGCCCUCGUUGAGGUGGAACGCGUGGCACAGAGCUCGAGGUGGUUAGGAAGCUGGUAUAGCCAGAGGAGAAGAAGCUCUAAAUCGUAG
Molecule: messenger RNA, 1065 nt
Organism: Parascedosporium putredinis
Lineage: Eukaryota; Fungi; Ascomycota; Sordariomycetes; Microascales; Microascaceae
Source: the annotation of a GenBank genome assembly